CACAAACUAAACAUGGCCUCCGUUAAAACUACAAAUUCUAGAAUGUCUGUGUUCUCUGUGUAUAUAGCGUCAUUUUCAGAGCAAGGAGUCAAAUCCUUUACUAUAUUUCUUACCAUCUUGAUCAUGUGCCUGUGUCAGUGCGUUGAAUCUCAACGCUCGUCGCCUUGUCAUAGAAAAUGUUCAUACGUUGAAGCUUUUCAGCAGGCCAACUGUGAGUACAGGUCAUUGGACACUAUACCCAUCGAAUGCAAUGCUGCUUCGUACUUGUCUCUCCGUUACAAUCACAUCACCGUAAUCGAACCUGAGAUUUUCAGAGGCUUUCCAUUCCUGAAGUACCUUUUGUUGUCUAACAACAACAUAUCACACAUCGAAGCAAAUACAUUUAUUGGGGCACCUCAACUCAAGUCAAUCAAGCUUCUCUACAACAAUCUACAAAUAUUCGAUGGAUAUGCGCUGAAUGGAACAGAAAAUAGUCUCCGACACAUCUACCUGAGAAGGAAUUCCCUACGAGUCAUAGAAAACGGGACCUUUCAACUCGUGCCGAAGCUUGAGGUUAUCGACCUCUACCAGAAUCACCUAUCUCAACUGACUUCAGGGGUCUUCCAAGAAUUAAAGAACCUCGAACGUCUUUUCCUCGGCAUGAACAAACUCCUUGAUCUUCCUGAAGAUAUCUUCAAAGACCUAUCGUCGUUAGUUUACCUAGACCUGUCCAACAAUUCUCUCUCAUCCCUUACCAUUGAUCUCUUUGUGCAUAUGGAUCAUCUGAUGACCAUUGAUCUCUCUGGAAACAGAUUGGUUGCUAUUGGCAAUGUUCUUAAUCUUCCAAACAUUCGUCUGGACUUACGUUGGAAUAGUCUACUUCGACUUGACAAUGUGACUUUGGAAAUCUUGACAAACAAUGUUGAAAUUCUGUUUCUGGAAGGCAACCCUUGGGAUUGCAUCUGUGGCCUGGAGCCAUUGCGCCAGUGGUAUCAACAACUCUCCAUAACCAACGAUGAGGACGUCAAGAUUGAUAAUCCAAUAUGUUCAAAUCCAAAUGAACUAGCAAAUCACAAUAUAAGUUCUUUGAACUUUUCUCUUUGCGAGGAGAUAGUAGCUAAAAGUAUGGAAACUUCUACGUUGAACGUCAUCCAUGAUGACGGUCAGAAUAGAAACAUCCUAAUGGCUGCUGAUCAGAUGUUUUAA
Molecule: messenger RNA, 1185 nt
Organism: Strongylocentrotus purpuratus (purple sea urchin)
Lineage: Eukaryota; Metazoa; Echinodermata; Echinoidea; Camarodonta; Strongylocentrotidae
Product: insulin-like growth factor-binding protein complex acid labile subunit
Exons: 2
Coding region: 13-1185 (390 amino acids)
Molecular function (GO): protein binding
Source: RefSeq, a predicted model, not a curated record